AGCGUAGUCACAAGACUACACGCAGCGGGACAGGCUUACCAAGGGUAUCUCGUCCCUGGGCCGUGUUUGUGUAAUGUCGCAGGCUCAGGUCGUCCCCGGCACCAUGGAUGUGACGAAAGAGAAACCGCGCAUAUCUGGAUGUUCCACGGACCACUGCUUGUCUCUGAGGUCGCUCCAACUCUGAAGGAUCCAGGCCGGCAUUACCUCGGCGUGGUGGGGUGGGGGGGCUUUGUCCGCGUGUGCCCGGCGGGCUGUUAUAUCGUGUCCGGCCACGGCUCGGUUGCGCAUAGUUUAAAGUGGCACCUUGGCCAAAUUAACUCUUCCCGUUGUUACAAGUCAAAAGUUAGGCGUUUCACAUCGACGGCCAGCCUCCCCUGGUGCUCGCUCGGACGGGUUAGUUGGGCGGGAGUUGGUGCUCGUGUAGGUGAUGUUGUCCGUACUGUCGUACGGUAGACUGGUUGCCAGAGCUGUCAUCGGCGGACUCUCUCAAACCGACAGCCGUGACUACAGCCUGGUGACAGCGAGCUGCGGCUUCGGGAAGGACUUUCGCAAAGGCAUCUUGAAGAAAGGGACGUGCUACGGCGACGACGCCUGCUUCAUUGCUCGACACAGAUCUGCUGAUGUUUUGGGUGUGGCAGAUGGAGUGGGUGGAUGGCGAGACUAUGGUGUGGACCCCUCUCAGUUCUCAGGAACCCUGAUGAAGACCUGUGAACGGCUGGUGAAAGAGGGGAGGUUUGUCCCUAGCAACCCCAUAGGAGUCCUCACCACAAGCUACUAUGAACUUCUUCAGAACAAAGUACCACUACUAGGUAGUAGCACAGCCUGCAUUGUGGUGCUGGACCGGCAGAGCCACCAGCUGCACACAGCCAAUCUGGGUGACUCGGGCUUCUUGGUUGUGCGGGGAGGUGAGGUUGUCCACCGGUCAGACGAGCAGCAGCACUACUUCAACACCCCUUUUCAGCUGUCUAUAGCUCCCCCAGGAGUAGAGGGCGCUGUUCUCAGUGACAGUCCCAACGCUGCAGACAGCUCGUCAUUUGACGUUCAGCUUGGAGACAUCAUCCUCACUGCCACCGACGGUCUAUUUGACAACAUGCCCGACUACAUGAUCCUGAAAGAGCUGAAGAAACUCAAGAACACCAACUAUGAGAGUAUCCAGCAGACCGCCAGGAGCAUUGCGGAGCAGGCCCACGUUCUGGCAUACGAUCCAAAUUACAUGUCACCUUUUGCACAGUUUGCUUGUGACAACGGACUAAAUGUAAGAGGAGGAAAGCCAGACGACAUCACAGUGUUGCUGUCCAUAGUGGCCGAGUACACUGACUAGCAAUUCUGUGUGGGAUGGAACUGUGGGCAUCUGACUCUACGGGCGUCAGGCUCUGUGACUCCUGCUGGUUAGGAUAAAGGGCUGAUAUUGGAUGGCUGGACCCCGCCUCCUGUGCUGCUACACUGCCUCUACCCCCACCUGACUGUUUCCCAACUGUCAUGCACGCCAGCCUCCCUGAUGUGAUUAUCCAUACCAAUUUAACUGCAGAAUGUAGGCUGGACAGACACAUUCUCUAGCCCAGUCUGCAGUGGGUGCAUCUUGGAAGUGCUCCAGUUGACAUUGGGUAAUCCUAUUCCUAAGAAUAAACACCAUCACCGGGCUCAUAGGAGAUGAGACUCCUGUCUGAAGUGGAUAAGUUGUCCUCUCCCGAGUGUGGGAUUGGGGCUGGCAGUAAAACUCAAAAGGUUGCAAGGUAGAAAGGGGGUCAGACAUAGUCAAACAUUUGGUAUUAGACUGUCAAAUGGCUCCUUGCUGUGCCCCUGGAAGGGAAAACGGACAGUCGAUUAGGCCAGGAGUACUGAAAGGGCAACUGAGCUGAUCUGGAACAGAAACUGGCAACACAGCAUUAGGGCUAAAUAAUUGGGCUGUGUUGUGCAAGAGGAUGUCCCCAAAGGGUUUCUAGUUUGACACAAUGCCAGGUUAGAAUACCUCAUCAAAGGGCCCGAGACCCUGUAUGCGGGUACAUGGGAGUAUUAACAACAUGAUAUGAGUGGUUGGCGAGUAGGUGUUUGAGAAAGGGACUAUGUAUUUCCUUUUUUUGCAGAGGGCGGGCAGAUUUAUGUCUCCCAAUAAUUCUUAAUGACAAACAGCAGCAGCUGCCUUUUCCAUAUCGGUGCAAUUUGUAUCUUGAUCUUGCAAAAACCUUGACACUUCAUGGCUGUUAAUAUAGAGGUCUUAUAAAGUAACAAACGAAGUCUAUGAUUUUAAUUCCCAAACCGAUGUCAUACCUUUGAUCUCACAGCUGCUGCUCAAGUAUUGAUUUUGCUUAAAAGGAUUGAGUGUGUGUGUGUGUGUGUAUGUUGCGCUCAUUGUCACAGUAUGUAACUUCCUGUCUGUUGCGUGUGUCAGAUGAUUUACGCAAUUGUCUCUAUAAAAAUUGUGCGAAUUCAAAUUCCAGGCAGAAUCCACUGGGCUACAUUGGUCAUACAGCCAUAGGAGGCACAAACCUUUUUUCCUGUUGGGACCGAUUUGAGUUUGAAGGACUGACUGUCAUAUCUGAAUAUUUCCUAUGUUCCUCUCAUCUCUUCCCUGCUGUAAAACCCCACUGGCACAUCUUUUAAGGUCAUUAAAGGUUUAAUUCCAUGUGCAAACUGAUCAUUGAGUUUGCAAUUUCCCUUGCUCCAGAUUUACGGCAGCAAUGACAUGACAUGCAACAACAGUUAAUUGUCUGUCAAACAUGUAUUCGAUUUGGUUUCAAAUUGCCGAGCAGAUGUGCCUUGUAUCAGUUUUUAUAGAUACUGGCAAAUAUGUACAUAAUUUUUUAAAUUCUCACUGUGUGCCCUAUAUUGGACACAGAGCCUAAAACUGUUGAGCAGCUAUAAAUCACAGCUUUCCCAUCAUGCCUUGCUGUCUUACUACUAAACUUUUCUCCUUGCUUGAAAUCUGCUGCUCUGGAAUCUGUUUUGGAAGUGGACAUUUUCAGAUAGGACAAUGUUUCUCAGAAAACUGCACUAUUUUGCUUGGUAAACUCCCAUUUUGUCCUCUAUGCCUUCCCUGGAUUGACAUGCUCAAAUUGGAAAUCUGCAGUCUUUGUCAUGGUGAAAUACAACUGAGCUGCCUAUCUUUAAGAAACGAGGUAUUGUUUUUAAUAACAUGCUCAAGGCUCCCUCCCUGGCUGAAGGCAUCUGACCGGCCCCGUUGGCUAUCACUUCCUGUUAGAAGUGGACCAAUGAGCGUGGCAGAGUAGAUUAAGAUCGGGUGAAAAGGAUUGCUGCCGCUCUGGUGAAAUGUUUCUUUUAAAAAUGUUUUUCAAACAUCGUGGCACUUAACAGUGAAGAUAAUCCAAGCAGCCUUAAUAUUGAAGCGAUCCUCCCAGUCAUGGUACUGUUACCUCUAGCCUUUGUUCCCACGUCUUACCAUAUUUCACAGUACCCGUCAUCUCCAUUUCAUCCUCCCUGUUUCAAAACACAAUUGUUACAACCAGAGAUGCAUGUCUAUAUAUGCAUAUAUAUAUAUUGGGUGUACAGUUCAACAAUGUAGAUACAAUUUCUGUAAAAAGUGUUUUCAGAUCUGUAUAAAUAUUUAAAUAAAGCAUAUAGUAUUUAUUAUCCUGGUAUGUUUAUUUUAAUAAAGGAUGGAAUGCCAUUUCUUUCCA
Molecule: messenger RNA, 3635 nt
Organism: Lampris incognitus (smalleye Pacific opah)
Lineage: Eukaryota; Metazoa; Chordata; Actinopteri; Lampriformes; Lampridae
Gene: pptc7a
Product: protein phosphatase targeting COQ7 a
Exons: 6
Coding region: 428-1321 (297 amino acids)
Source: RefSeq, a predicted model, not a curated record